Tetrahymena thermophila SB210 is the source of this 782-nucleotide messenger RNA. RefSeq lists its product as hypothetical. NCBI's taxonomy places the organism in Eukaryota, Ciliophora, Oligohymenophorea, Hymenostomatida, Tetrahymenidae. The transcript has 2 exons. The annotation marks the transcript as partial. The record is from RefSeq and is a predicted model, not a curated record.
AAAAAAUAUUAUAUUGAAUAAGAUUAUAAUUGCUUUAAUAUAAUUAAUAAUUAAUAAGAAUAUUCAUAAAAAUACUAAAAUAAAAAGAUCUAAGAAAUGAAAAAAUAGAUUGGACAAAAUUUAGGUGUUUAGGCCCCUCCUGGUUUAGUAAGGAGUAAAGUGAAAAUUCUAAUGUAUCUAGUUAAAAUGUAGAUAGUUAAAAGGUACCUGAUAAUUAAUAGAGUAGUAACAACUUGCCUGCUUAAAAAGGGGUAGACCAAGCUCCACAAUAAAAAAAAGGUGAUGAAAACCCUCAAAAUUAAGUAAAUAUCAAUAAUGAAAGGUAAGCUAAAGAGAGCAAAUAAGAAAACAUAAAUUUUUUACUUAUGAAAUGGGCUUUUGUAGUAUUUUUAACAGUUUUGGUCUCAUCUCUUCUAAACCAAAUAAUACAAGAUUAUUGGUUGGCAAAUAACGAUAAAUUACAAAAGAUGCUUGAAAAUUAUCAAAAAAUGCUUGAGAGUUAGCAAUAAAAUCAAGAUUAUUGGUAAGCAAAUAACGAUAAAUUGCAAAAGAUGCUUGAAAAUUAGCAAAAAAUGCUUGAGAGUUAGCAAAAAAUGCUUGAGAGUUAGCAAUAAAAGCAAGAUUAUUGGUAAGCAAAUAACGAUAAAUUGCAAAAGAUGCUUGAAAAUUAGCAAAAAAUUCUUGAGAGUUAGCAAUAAAAGCAAGAUUAUUGGUAAGCAAAUAAAGAACAAUAGCAAAAAAUGCAAGAUUAUUGUUAAGAGAAUAACAAGCAAAAUAUUUGA